This is a messenger RNA of Torulaspora globosa, 1749 nucleotides long. It is a transcript of the gene MCD1, whose product is annotated as kleisin alpha. Gene Ontology annotation, biological process: mitotic sister chromatid cohesion; replication-born double-strand break repair via sister chromatid exchange; synaptonemal complex assembly. The coding region runs from base 1 to 1749 and encodes 582 amino acids. The record is from RefSeq and is a predicted model, not a curated record. Gene Ontology annotation, molecular function: chromatin binding; protein binding. The transcript has a single exon. Gene Ontology annotation, cellular component: cohesin complex; synaptonemal complex. Lineage: Eukaryota; Fungi; Ascomycota; Saccharomycetes; Saccharomycetales; Saccharomycetaceae.
AUGCAAUCCACAGUACAAGCUUACUCUUCCGUGAGAAUUGGUACCAAGAGCGGCCCAUUAGCUCAGAUAUGGUUGGCUGCAAAUAUGUCCAAUUUACCCAAGACUUCCGUCUUGCAAACAAGCAUCCAAGAAUCUGCAGAUGAGAUCGCUAAAGCUUCCGGGUGUAGCACUGAUGUCUCCGGAGAAGCGAGCAGUUUUGAAUACAUUACGCUUCAUACCUCUGGCGAUCUAUUGCAAGGUAUAGUACGCGUUUACUCGAAACAGGCCGCGUUCCUUCUGACGGACAUAAAGGAUACCUUGAUGAAGAUUAGCACUAUAUUCAAAGCGAACCAGCGGAUCAAUGUAACUGUUGGGAAAUCUAAUACAAUCGCAUCAAUCGAGCAACUGAUAUUGCAAGAUUCAGUGACAGAGAGAGAAGUGCUGUCGGUGCCUAGUUUAGAUUUUCUGGAGAAUGAUCAAACUCCACCCAACCUCUUAGAUGGGGACAAUUCCAUGCGCAGGAGAGUUCAAGGGGCUGCGCCUUGGGAUACUUCUCUCGAGAUUGGUAGAGGUUUCGGUGGUGAUGACGAUCUAGAUCUUCAUGAGACCUCGGCGUUAAACCUCGAUUUCGACUUCGAAGACGGUCAGUCGUCAAAGACCUGGGAGGAAGGUACCAGGCAAACGACGCUCGAUGAAGGUUCAAUGGCACAAAGCCGUGCUGAAAUGGUACCAUUGAUCGAAGAUGAUGACUUUCCGCUUGACGAUCCGAAUAAUGGACAAUGGGAUUUAGGAAUAAGCAAGAGCGAACAAGAGGGUCACGACGAGGACUCAUCAACUAUGUCAGUGGAGCUGGGAAGGAGAGCUGGCAAUGCGUCUAUGGUAGAUGAUAAUGAGGAUCUUGGGAUCGAUCUGGGUCUGGAGAAGGAACCAUUGAUAGAGGAGCCAGUCGCUGACGAAGAACCCAUGGUAGAGAAAGAGAUUCUUGUACGUCUCAAGAAAAAUUCGGGAUUAGCUAAUGCGAAAGCGAUAGACCUCGAUAACGAAACUGAACUUAAAGAACCUCAGAUCAGGCAAACAUUUGAUAAUCUUACGGAUGAGGGUUCAGAACAAAAUGACAGCAGUUUAACAAAGAGAAGACUUUUAGAUGAGCUUCGGCUAAGUAUAAAUUACCUUCCAUCAGCUAUGCUGACGGACGUACUAUCAUUCCAGAAAUGUAAGAGACAAAAGUUAAAUUCACCAGAGGUAGAAGUCCGCUCAGAAGAAGCACAAAUAGACAUUUCACUGAGUCUUGAUGAACAUCUGAUCAGCAAUGAUGAUACAAAUGAUGGAAGCGCUUGCGACACGGAAGACAGUGAUCAUAUCAUGCCGAUAGCCGCUGACAUUGGGCAACCGCCUGCCGAUGAGAAUCUACUAAGUUCUCCCGAGAGAGAGUCGUCUCAAACACAGCAAGAUAGUUCGGAACAACCACAAGAAGUACGGCUUCCUUCCAGUGACACUGCAUCCAAAACGACAGUACGCAUGGCCGAAUUGUUAAGAGCACAAUUUCUCGAUAUUGAUGCACCAACUUUUGAUGAUCUACUGUCAGCUGGACAUAAAUCAGAUGUUUCCAAAGCGAGAGAAGAUAUAUCGAAGAAAGAGGCUAGUAGGGCAUUUUUCGAUCUGCUGUCGCUCGCAAACGAAGAUUGUAUCGAUCUUGAUCAGGAAUCUUCCUUUGACAGUAUUGCAAUAAGAGCUAAGCCUAACCUCUUCACGAAGUUUAUCACCGCCUGA